This is a messenger RNA of Nannizzia gypsea CBS 118893, 2421 nucleotides long. RefSeq lists its product as hypothetical. The record is from RefSeq and is a predicted model, not a curated record. The transcript is spliced from 3 exons. Lineage: Eukaryota; Fungi; Ascomycota; Eurotiomycetes; Onygenales; Arthrodermataceae. Bases 1 to 2421 code for a protein of 806 amino acids.
AUGUCUUUAUCUUCCCCUUCUUCUAGAAGGUCAACACCCAAACGCCGUCCGCUCCAUCAACGAACAAACUCGCAGAACAAUGUCAUCUCUCCAGCCUCGUCUAUUCGCCCAAUUUCACCAACGCUUCGACUGGUAUCAAACAAGACCGACUACUCAGAGUAUGAUGUUGAUGAUGAUGAUGUUUUCAGCAACCCGGACGAUGUUGACAUAUACUCCGCCAACCCAUAUCCUACCAAGGCCGCUCAUAUGCUACCACCCCCAGGAUCUUCCUCUGCUAGAGGCCGUAUCACUAGAAGCGGGACCCCUUCAACAAUAACCCCCUCUGAUACCUGGGGUUCCAGGGCCAGCGUUUCUCCAGAUCUAGAAUCUCCCAGCCGCAGCCAACAACCCACUGGAAGUGCCUCAGAUCUUUCCACUGUUAUGGGGAACACCUCGAGCGCAAUAUGGGGCCAGGAUCCAAAGUCGAGCAACACCACCGUCGCUCGCUCAGUUACCCCACAGGCCUCUGAGAGCGGCUAUAGUGGGAAUGGGAAUGACCAGGAGAAAUCUUCUGACCGCAGCAGCGUAGUUGUUGCGCCUCCGGGGUCUGUUGCUGCUACUAUAAAGUUAAUCAAUGAACGAGAACGUGAGCUGUCCCGCUCAAGCCAGUCUCCUUCAAGCCGAUCGCCUCCGUCUGAUGGCUCCCUCCGACUCGAUUGUGCUAUUACUCGCGGCCGCUCGACUUCCUCUAAUGCGUCCUCGAAUGUUGCUCGAAUUGGAUAUACAUCCAGCCCAAACCUAGUACCGUUGAAUAGUUCAUCGCCAAACUUGCUUCCCAUUGGCUCCUCACCCAACGUCAUCAGGACCCGCGCUUCCGAGUCCUCGUUGUUUUCAGCAAAUUCAUUUGGAACGGCGAUAAGAUAUAUCCGCAAUCGGGGAGAUCAAAACACUACCUCAGAACCGGCCUCCGUAGCCCGAUCCGACUCCCGCACCCCAUCCAUACCAUCAAGCCCUCCGGUCCCGGUACUAAGGUCAUACCCAUCGACAUCAACUCUUGAUCUCAAUGCGCGGUCAAGUCAAGGAAAUGUUUCCUUACCCAGCAUGCCGUCAGACAUUGAUAUCCAGGCCGUUAUGAGCAGUGGUGUCCCUAUGCAGUACCCAAUACUACGUCCACCGUCGUCAUCCGGCUCGUACGCAGAGACGUCCAUAGUCUCUAUUCCAGAGCCAUUGGCAGUAGCCCGUCCUCCCACGCGGCGCUGGAACCCGGAACUAUCUUCUGUCUCGUCCGACAUGUCAAUUCCAAGGGAUGAACGACACAACCUUCCGUCAUUAUCCCUUGACGGUACCCCAGACGGGUCCCGACAGGUGACUGAAACUGAACCAUCUUGGCUCUCCGCACGUCAACAAUCUGAGAUGCCAAAUUAUUCGCUAAUGGAUGAAUCCGAGAUGGACGAAGUUAGUGACCGCAUUACUCACCUUCAUGCCUUGCGUGUUCUAAAGCAUAAGACAUCCGCUACCCUCAGCUACCGGUCAUCCCUCUCUAGACAUGGUUCCCUAAGCCGGUCAGGGUCAACAGCAAGUCAAUUUCUAACUACAAUUCCCCAGUGGGCAAAGCUAUACUACCAAGGCGGAAACCUUUCCUUCCUUUCCGCUGUUUCUCUGGUGGAAGUUAGCAGACCAAAUACCCCUCGAGAUAUGCAUGCCGUGACCCACGUUUCCUACUCAGAACCUUUGGAGGAGAUGUCAAAUAAAGCUGUAGUCCGUGUACCACGUGGAAACAUAUCCUGUCCGCGAACUCGGCCUCGCCGAGGGAGCCAGCCUGUACAACGACAGGACCAGCCACAGCCACAGCCACAGCCAGCACGGCGGCAGGAGUCGGCACCGAUACCAGAAGAUGAAAUACAGGUAGAGGAGCCAGAGCCAGUCCAAGUUGAGCCUAAGCCCAAGGCAAUUCGUCGAGACUCUCGUGAUCCAAGAACACAUUGGGCCGGCAUUGUCGGAGAAGACGAGAUUACGCCCGAGCCUUCUCGCGAAGAUACCCCGAGAGCUGUCUGGUCACCUCACCUGUACACCGAUAAACGCUUCCGUUCAACUGAGAGAAAGGUAUGGAGAGCCCCACCAUACGACGAAUCUGGCGAAUAUAUAUGGAGUAGACGAAAUAUGCAAGUGUUCAGUUUUUGCUUUGGUUUUAUCUUUCCAUUAGCCUGGUUGAUUGCCUCGUUUCUGCCAUUGCCAAUGAAACCGCCAUCCGUCGACAACGGAACACCGGGACAACCGGACGUCGAAAAAGCAACUGCUCAUCGAGCAGUCCUGGUUGAUAACCUGCGCUAUGAAAACGCCCGAUGGUGGCGGAACUUGAACCGUUGCAUGACACCAGUUGGCUUGUCAAUCAUUGUAAUAGUUAUCACACUAUCCGUUCUUGGAUCACGAAACGCCCUAUGA